This is a messenger RNA of Ilex paraguariensis (yerba mate), 792 nucleotides long. The record is from the annotation of a GenBank genome assembly. NCBI's taxonomy places the organism in Eukaryota, Viridiplantae, Streptophyta, Magnoliopsida, Aquifoliales, Aquifoliaceae.
AUGACAGAUAGAGUCUACCCUUCCGCCAAACCCGCCGCCAACGGCACCACCACUGCCGCCGCCGCCGUCAGCAACAAGGCCAACGGCGGAGCCCCAACAUUCCCCGCCACCAAAGCUCAACUCUACAACACCACGCGCCCCCUAUACCGCCCCCAACCGCCUCCACGCCGCAGAAGUGGCCGUAGCUGCUGCUGCCGAUGCUGCCUCUGGACCACCUUCACCAUCCUUCUCAUCAUCCUCCUAGCCGCCAUCGCCGGUGCUGUCGUCUGGGUUCUCUAUCGCCCCCACCGCCCCUCUUUCUCUGUCUCGUCUUUCCAAGUAUCUCAAUUCAAUAUCACCUCAUCGUCCCAAGACUCCCAACUCAACUCCAAGUUCAACCUCACCGUAUCAGCUCGGAACCCCAACGGAAAAAUCAUCUUUCUCUACGAUCCCAUCACAGUUUCUAUAACUUCUGAUGGAGUUGACAUUGGAGAUGGAUCUUUUCCGGGAUUUGUGCAUGGGAAAAAGAACACGACUACGCUGAGAACAGUGAUCACAAGCGCCGGUCAAAGUUUGGAUAGUACGGCCGUUAAUUCACUGAAGAACAAGAAGAGUCUGCCAUUGAAGAUAAAGCUGGAUACGAAGGUGAAAGUGAAGAUCGGAAGUUUGAAGACGACGAAGGUGGGGAUUAGGGUUUCUUGUGAUGGCAUUAAAACUGCUCUGCCCACCGGAAAGUCGGCGGCGACUGCGACGACUUCUGAUGCGAAGUGCAAAGUAGAUCUACGGAUCAAGAUCUGGAAAUGGACUGUCUGA